AUGGCUUCCAAACAAGAGAAUGUAAAUCAAAGCGGCGGAGGAAAGAUUAGGGAGGUGCAUUAUAGGGGAGUGAGGAAGAGACCAUGGGGGAGAUACGCGGCUGAGAUCCGUGACCCGGGAAACAAAAAUCGGGUCUGGCUCGGGACCUUUGACUCGGCCGAGGAAGCCGCCAGAGCUUAUGACUCCGCCGCAAUAGCGUUCCGAGGCUCCAAAGCAACUACCAACUUCCCUCUCGUCGGAGAUGGCGGAAAUGGUUCGGAAACGGUGGUCAAAGGCACCCUUACAGCGACAGCGCGUAAUGGGAGAUCUUCAUGCGCUUGUCGGGAUGAUUUUUCCAGCUUGGCGGCGGAGAAAAAGGUUACUAGAUUUUUCUUAGAUCUGCCGCAUGCUUCUGCGUUAGGAGAAGAGCUGGUUAGACCAGUCCGGUUCGAGCCUGCUGAAAUUGGGUUAAGUUUGGGUCUUCCAACCACCUUGGAAGUCGAGACGGAGGAUUACUCCGCUGUGGAUUGUGAGCUGCGAAGGGAACUGAAUCUAGAUCUUAGCCUAGCUCCAGCGGUGGACGUUUAG
This is a messenger RNA of Microthlaspi erraticum, 567 nucleotides long. Lineage: Eukaryota; Viridiplantae; Streptophyta; Magnoliopsida; Brassicales; Brassicaceae. The record is from the annotation of a GenBank genome assembly.